AUGGCUGAGACUACAUUAGAAGUAGGAAAUCGAAUUUUCGUCAAUUUUGCCGGGGAGCCGGAACAACGCGGAUUUUUACGAUAUUUAGGCCCGGUGGAUGGGCAGAAAGGAACCUGGUGCGGUAUCGAAUGGGAUGACGUGACGAGGGGCAAGCACAAUGGCACCGUCAACGGAAGGGAUUAUUUUCGGACUCGAGAGCCAAAAGCCGGAUCGUUUGUCAAGCGAGAGCUGGUGUCGGGCGGCAAAAAUUUGUUUAGCCAGAUCGAAGAGCGCUACGCAGUGGACGAGGACAACGAAGAAAACGAAUUUAUGGGUUCCCGAAUGGUCGAAAAAGUAGGGAUGCAGAAGGUGCACCAAAAACAAAGGGACAUCUUCCGGCUGAAAAUGAUCGUCCUUGAUGGUAUGCGAGUUGCGAAACCGCCACCCCUGUCGACACCUCUUUUUAGCUGCUGUAGCGAGCUGAAUUUGCACAAUAAUCUCUUGCACAGAUGGAAAGACGUGUUCGACAUUGUCAAUUGCUUCCCAAACCUGAGGGAGCUGAUUUUGAGGCAAAACGCAAUGGAAAAUGUGGACCGAGUCGAUGCUUUUGCCGACUACCCCGAUGUAAAGGCCCCAGUUUUUCACUUGGUGCUGAAUUAUUGCGGUGUUUCGGAGACGACGAUCACCGCUGUGUUGUCGAAAUUCCCGGCUGUCACGGAUCUGUACGCCAGUGGCAAUUGCUUGACUUCAUUCAACCCGGGAGAUUGCGGCAAAAAUUUGAGGCUCGUCGACCUCGAGCACAAUCCGAUCACCAGCUUCGCUUCGAUCGACUCGGCAAACGCGAUUACUGGGCUCGAAUCCUUGAGCUUGAUGAAUUGCCGUGUUUCGGAGGUUGCGCUUUCCGGACGAUUUCCAAACCUGAAAACGCUGUAUUUGAAGGGGAAUCCGUUGCACGAGUGGUCUUCUAUCAACGCGUUAUCUUCUCUCAAAUCUCUCUCUACCCUCUUCAUCAGCUCGGCCAAUUUUACGGCAGAAAAUGGCAUGGAUGUGCGAGAGGUCCUCAUCGCCAAACUGCCAACGAUAACGAUGCUGAAUCGAGGUGACGUGAGUGUCGUUGAGCGGCGAUCCGCUGAAAUGAGAUUCGUCAAUCGCUACAGCCAACUCGCAGAAGCUUUGAAGGCGCCUCACGAAGCCGACCUCAAGCGACUUAUAGCUAUUCACGGCGAGCCGAUCAAGGAAACCGUCAAGAAAGGAAUUUCGGUGAUACGCGUGAAAUUGAUCUACGAGGGAAAACUGGUGGAACGGCCAGUCCCGGCGUCAAUCACGGUUGCAAAACUACAAGAAAUCGCGGCGCGCGUAUUUUCGCUUGACCCCUCCGGGGUGACGUUGUUUGUGGAAAAGGAGGGCCGAACCCCUGACGAGCUAUCGAUUCUGGCCCGACAACUCUCCUUCUACUCCAUCGAGGCCGGCGACACGAUACGGAUUGAUGCC
Molecule: messenger RNA, 1470 nt
Organism: Mesorhabditis spiculigera
Lineage: Eukaryota; Metazoa; Nematoda; Chromadorea; Rhabditida; Rhabditidae
Source: the annotation of a GenBank genome assembly